GAAAGCACCUUUGCUUAUAAACAAUUGUUAUCAAUUUAUAAAUUCAUUCUCGAUGCUGGUUCUUUUCCCGCUACUUUCAGUGUUUGGCAAAAUCUUGAAAGAGUAGCAUCAUUGCCAGGAUGCUGCCCAUCAUAACAUUCAUAGCUUUUUUAACAUUAUUGAGUUAUAAUGUUGUGUUGGCUCUGCACACAAUACAAUGUACGGAAAACCCAAACAACGAGUGCAUCUUUCAGUCAAUUCAUAUUACCGCUGCCAUGGAUAAUGAACCUACUCUCCAACUACCGUCUAAGGCCAAUUCUUCGGCGAUCAAAUUCAUCAAUUCUUCCAUCGAUUUUAUAACACCGAAACUCUUCCGUGACACCAAUGGAAUUCGCGUGCUGGAUCUAUCUGGUGUGCAGUUACAAGGAAUUCGUCCAGCUUCACUUCAAAGCCUUGGCGAUCUGGAAGACGUGGAUCUCUCGAACAACUAUCUUGUUGAACUACCACAGGGAAUUUUCUCAGAUGCCAUCCAAUUACGCAACUUGAACAUAUCUUUCAACAAUUUGCACCAACUAAACGGAGACAUUUUUGAGAACUGUCCAGAGCUGAGGCGACUGGAGCUGUAUGGGAACGCAAUUGCUGCCAUUAAUCAGGGACAUUUCUGGAUUUCAAGAGAACUGGAAUAUUUAAGUUUGGGUGCAAAUCGGAUAGAAAGUUUGAAUGGCGGAACAUUCAAACUAUUAGCGAACUUGACAGUGUUGGGAAUUAGGGAGAAUUAUCUUCGAGUGCUGGAUUACGAUGCUUUCCAAGGAUUAGAAUCUUUAGAGCAAUUAGACGUUUCGAACAAUGUGAUCGAACGCAUUAGUCCAGGGUCAUUCCAAGGACUUGCUAAUCUGAAGGUUAUAAUGUUAUCCGGUAACUUUCUGAAGGCACUUCCUCAAGGAUUAUUUCACAAUUUGAACCAACUCAGUGAGCUACAUUUGCAAGGCAACGAGAUAAAGCAUAUCCACGAACACGUUUUUCAAGGGCUGGUGAAUUUGCGAGUAGUCAACCUCAAUGGCAAUUGCUUAGCAGACAUUUCACCAAUUUUAUUCGAAAGUAUACCUGAAUCUAUUGAUCUGGAUUUAAGUCAAAACCGAAUAAGUUCAAUACCAUCAAAAGUUCUUCCCAAAAUGGGUACCAUUAUAAAAUUGCAAAACAAUCUCGUAGAUGUUAUAAAGCCGAAUGUUUUUGGAGAGUCGGUCAAUAUUUCAACAAUUAUGUUGUAUGGGAAUAAAAUAAAUGUUUUGGAGGAUGAUUCGUUCGACGGUCUUGUCAACCUGUCAGAACUAUAUCUCGACUACAACAAUCUGAAUGAUAUUCCGAUAAUUUUGUUCAAAGCAAACCCAGCAUUAGUUCAUAUUACUUUAUCCCAUAACUCUCUGGUUGUCAUAAGAAGUAAUUCUUUUGCUGGACUGUUCCACCUCAAUUCGGUAGAACUUUCUUUCAACAAGAUAAUAGACAUUGAAGAGGGAGCAUUCUUCGGCUCAGCAAUUAGAUAUUUGAAUCUCGAAGGAAACCGGAUUCAAUCCAUCAGUGGCGAUACUUUUCAAGGACUAAAGCUGGUUUAUCUGAAUUUGGCGAGUAAUCAAAUUAGACAAGUUGAUGGGAUAUCAUUUCAAAACCAACCACUAAUUGAAGUGCUCAUAUUAAAGAAUAAUAAUAUUGUUGAACUGCUUGAAAAUUGUUUUAACAAUCUACAGCACUUAAAAGAGUUAGAUCUGACAAAUAAUUCGUUACAUGAAAUACCGUCGAAUGCAUUUGAUCAUCUUGUUUCUUUAGAACAAUUGAAAUUAUCGAACAAUGGUUUAACUUCUAUAGAUUAUGUCAGCCUUUCUAGACUUGUUGCAUUAACAAAUCUGGAACUGCUUAAGAAUAACAUUACGAGGAUUGAAAUAUUUUCAACUAUUCCACCCUAUCUGUUACAAUUGCAGCAUCUGCAAUUAAGUUCUCAAAAUAUGAUACACUUGAACCGAACUUUCAUUAAAUCUUUACAUAUUAAUUCACUUUUGAAUGAAACACUUGAUUCUAGAGUUUUCCUGGGCAUGAUUAACUUAGAAAAACUUGAAAUCUCUGAUACAAAAAUAUCCGAGCUGCACAAUUCAAUACUUCACAGUCUGAAAUCCUUAGAACACUUAGUGAUAAUAAAUAAUCAGAUACAACAUAUACCACAGAUAUUUUUCGAUGAAUGCACUGAGUUGCAAUAUCUAGACUUGUCAAAUAACAAGCUACUGACUAUUAAUCCCAGGUGGUUUCAAAACAUGACAAUGCUAAAAUUCGUAUCCUUUGCCGGCAAUAGAAUUUCUACAAUUUUAUCGGAUACUUUUAAUUCCAUUCCAGCGCUGGAAGUUUUAUCUCUUGGGUCUAAUAAUAUUCGCAAUUUCCCCACAGAUGUGAGGCUCCCAUCGUUGAGGCAUUUGAAUGUCUCAUGGAAUCAAUUAAAUACAUUCGACCAGAGCAUUUUCACGUAUCUCCCACAUCUUCAAGAGCUAGACGUUUCAGGAAACUUUCUUACUGAAUGUUACAUUCCAUUCCGAUUAGUGUCGCUAUUCGCCUCGACCAAUAGAAUAUCUCGCAUCGUCCUUGACCCUUACGAAAAGUUUGCACUUCGUUCACUUUACUUAAACAAUAAUAAACUCCGCAUUGUAGAGGGUUUAUUCAAACUUCUGCAGUUGGAAACCGUUGAUCUAGCAUAUAAUCAGUUUCAAGAAAUAGAUCUAAGCCAGGUAUAUAAAUGGAAGUAUCUUACUUCACUAAACCUGUCACAUGUUGGAAAUAUCGUGCUUCCAACGGAGGACAUGCUGCCAACGAAUGUUAUUGGUAUAGAUUUAAGCAAUAAUCAAUUGAAAAAUUUACCUGUCAGCUUCCUCGAUGCGAUUCCAAGAGUAAACGAAAUUCAUAUCCAAGGAAAUAGUUUAAGUGACGAAAACAUAGCCACAUUGGAAAAGCAUCUUAAACACCUAAUAUACAUAGAGGCGAACCGCUCUCUUGAGUUGGAAGAUAGUGAUACCGAAUAUGUAACAACAGAUCCCAAGUAACACAUUUCAUACAAACUUAGUUGCUACAACUCGAUUGUGACCGAAUCUAGUCGCAUAUAUUUUAUGCGUAAAUUUUCUUUGAACAUGUGUGCUACUCGGGAUGGAUAUCAUUGAAAUAAUUUGACUUGUCUGGUUAUUCUGCACUAGAUUAUAAAUUAGCAAGGGAAAGUUACUUUAGCCGCCAUUGUGGUAAACAUGAUAACAUUGGAUAUUAUUAAGUAGCUCUGUAGACUUAGCAAAAACACUGCCUGUUUUCUAAAAUAUAUACAAUAAAAUAAUUUAUGCAUUUUAUUUUUGUCCGUAUACGAUACUUGGCAAAUCGAAGAAAUAAAACAGAAAAAAGGUGAUGAUAAGAAUGUGCUAUUUUUUCAUGGUAAAUUAUAAGACGGUUAUUUGAAAACAAAUUCUAACUAAAAACUUAUUGUUGUUAAGUGUGUGCAAGAUGGAAUUCACUCCAGAACAAUCAGAAAAGCCGUUUUUAAAGAAAUGACAAACCAUUGAUGCAAUUCAUGUUUUUUGGUAAAUAAAUAAUGCAAAAUUUAAACAAAAUCGAAAACUAUACAUUCAAAAUCUUGAAAAUAAAAUUCUUCAUUUCCGGAAGAGCUGAUCUUCACGAAGCAUUUCUCGAAUUUCACUACA
Armigeres subalbatus is the source of this 3695-nucleotide messenger RNA. RefSeq names its product protein artichoke-like. Lineage: Eukaryota; Metazoa; Arthropoda; Insecta; Diptera; Culicidae. Bases 120 to 3056 code for a protein of 978 amino acids. The record is from RefSeq and is a predicted model, not a curated record. Gene Ontology annotation, molecular function: protein binding. The transcript has 2 exons.